AUGAAUAAAAAUCUAAUAUUUUUAUCAUUUUUUAUUACCACAGUCUUCUGCAGACUUAAUGUUUGUAAAACAAGUUGGUUAAUUACUUGCCUUAAAGCUAGAAGUCCUAGAGAAUUAAAAGAAUAAAAAGAAUUAAAAGAAUUAAACAACUAUUGUGUAUUCGUAAAUUAAGAUGAUGAUAUGUUUGAUUCUGAUGGCUUGAGGUUUUCCCUUAAAUAUGAUUCUAUAUGUAAUAUUUGUAGAAAUAAAAGAAACUUAUUUUUCUCAGAUGAAACUUGCGAAAAAUUCCCAGAAUCCCAUUAAUUUUAAUCUAAAUUCUACAUUAAAAUAUAAAAAAAUAAUUUAAAUGGAUAUUUAGCUAUCGAAGCUGAUAAUAAUUAAAUUAUUUUUCCUAGUUAUGUUGAUGCUAAAUUUUAAGAUGAAUAUGAAAUUCUGGCUUAGAUCGGGAAAGGAAAUUACGCACGAGUAUAUUCCGCUGUUUAGAAAAGUUCUGGAGUUAAAUUUGCUGUAAAAUGCUUUCAAAAAUAAAAAUUAUAGGAAAUAGAUAAAGGGAUGUUAUCUUUACACAAUGAACUCAAAAUAAUGAGAAAAAUAAAAGAACAUGAAAAUGUAAUUAAAUUAUUUGAAGUUUUCGAAGGCGAAAAUACAUUUUAUUUCGUAAUGGAAAUAGUUGAUGGAAAUUCUCUAUAUGAAGAAAUAAAAAAGAAAUAAAAUAAACCUUUCCACGAAGAUGAAAUAAAAGAUAUUUUAUAAAAAUUAAUAAAAGGAAUUUCUUAUUUAUAAUAAUUUAAUAUAAUGCAUAGAGAUAUUAAACCAGAAAAUAUACUUUUGGAAAGAAAAGAAGGUAAAAACACAGUUAAAAUUGUAGAUUUUGGACUUGCUAGCUUUGCAGAUGAAUUUCCUUAUAUUUUUCCAAAAUGUGGAACACCAGGAUUCGUAGCACCGGAAAUUGCAAAUUUAAUUGAUAAAAGUAAAGGUUAUUCAAUUAUUUGUGAUGUUUUUUCUAUAGGAGUUAUUUUUCAUAUCCUAUUAACAGGUGAAAGUAUAUUUCCUGGGAAGAAAUUUAAUGAUGUAUUGACAAAAAAUAAAUAAUGUGAGAUUAAUUGGAAUUCUUAGUUAUAUGAUGGAUUAAAUAUAUAUUGUAAAAAUCUUUUAUAAAAUAUGCUUUAAAAAUGUCCUGAAAAGCGAAUUAAUUGCUAAGAAUGCUUGGAACAUCCAUAUUUUGAUUUUUAGAAGAAACUUUAGCUCGAAUUUGGAAAAAAUGAAGAUUAUUUUAAUUGUUUAAAAGAUAAAAAUUAGAUUUUGAGUUAAAAAGGAAUAAAACUAAAUGGUAAUUUUGAAUUUUUUAAUGAUUUUGGGAUAAAAGAAGACUUAUAUAACUUAUAAUUAAAAGCAAUAAAUUUUUAGAAAAACUGUAAAUAUUAUUAUAUUAAUUUUUUUAUUUAUUUAUUUUAUUUUUUUUAAAAAAAAAGAAAAUUAUGA
Molecule: messenger RNA, 1482 nt
Organism: Ichthyophthirius multifiliis
Lineage: Eukaryota; Ciliophora; Oligohymenophorea; Hymenostomatida
Product: protein kinase domain protein
Exons: 6
Biological process (GO): mitotic DNA damage checkpoint signaling; protein phosphorylation
Cellular component (GO): cytoplasm; nucleus
Molecular function (GO): ATP binding; protein serine/threonine kinase activity
Source: RefSeq, a predicted model, not a curated record